Molecule: messenger RNA, 4896 nt
Organism: Nerophis lumbriciformis (worm pipefish)
Lineage: Eukaryota; Metazoa; Chordata; Actinopteri; Syngnathiformes; Syngnathidae
Product: arf-GAP with Rho-GAP domain, ANK repeat and PH domain-containing protein 1
Biological process (GO): regulation of cell shape; signal transduction; positive regulation of GTPase activity
Cellular component (GO): cytoplasm
Molecular function (GO): phosphatidylinositol-3,4,5-trisphosphate binding; GTPase activator activity
Source: RefSeq, a predicted model, not a curated record
GAAAAACUGACAGAGCAGGUUGAGCGGUGUUUGAACCGGACCAGAAUAGAAAACAGGUGGAAAGGAGACAAGUAGAUCUUUGGACAAACACGAUGACCCCGGCCCCACCUGUCCCCAAACCUCGAGCUCGUUAUGCACGCGACAGCUUAGGCUCCGCCUCUUCUCCGGACAGAGAUCCGAUUUGCCAGAAUGCGUCAGAUGGAGUUCUGCCAAGGACAGAUGAAGAUCCCCCUCUUGAUUCCACUGCUGAAUCGCCGGAUUUACAGACACUGGCGGGUGUUGCUGACAUACCACCAACGGACGCAAGUGACUCUGCUCAUGGCCCACCAAUUGUACCCGACCCCUCGUCCCCUCCAUCCAUGCAAAGUAUGGUCAGCAGCAUUAAAAGCAGCAUACCAAGUUUAGCAGGAACUGCUGACACCAUUGCUAACCCUGCCGUUACUAUACAAAGCUCCUCCACCUCGUCCCCUCCAUCCAUACAAAGCAUGGACAUGAGCAGCCGCACACCAAGUUUAGAUGGAACUGUUAGCACCCUUGCUAACUCUGCUGUUACUACGCAGAGCUCCUCCACCUCGUCCCCUUCCUCCAUACAAAGCAUGGUCAGCAGCAUUGCGAACCACACACCCAGUUUGGAUGGAACUGCUAGCACCACUGCUAACCCUGUGGUUACUACGCAGAGCUCCUCCACCUCGUCCCCUUCCUCCAUACAAAGCAUGGUCAGCAGCAAUGCAAACCGCACACCAAGUUUAGAUGGAACUGCGAGCACCACUGCUAACCCUGCGGUUACUGCGCAAAGCUCCUCCACUUUGUCCCCUUCCUCCAUACAAAGCAUGGUCAGCAGCAUUGCAAACCACACACCCAGUUUAGAUGGAACUGCUAGCACCACUGCUAACCCUGUGGUUACUAUGCAAAGCUCCUCCACCAUGUCCCCUCCAUCCAUACAAAGCAUGGUCAGCAGCAUUGCGAACCGCAUACCAAGUUUAGAUGGAACUGCUAGCACCACUGUUAACCCUGCGGUUAAUACGCAAAGCUCCUCCACCUCGUCCCUUCCAUCCAUACAAAGCAUGGUCAGCAGCUUUGCAAACCGCACACCAAAUUUAGAUGGAACUGCUAGCACCACUGCUAACCCUGCGGUUACGACGGAAAGCUCCUCCACCUCGUCCCUUCCAUUCAUACAAAGCAUGGUCAGCAGCAUUGCAAACCGCACAACAAGUUUAGAUGGAACUGCUAGCACCACUGCUAACCCUGCGGUUACUACGCAAAGCUCCACCACCUCGUCCCGUCCAUCCAUACAAAGCAUGGUCAGCAGCAUUGCAAACCGCAACCCAAGUUUAACUGGAACUACUAGCCCCACUUCUAACCCUGUGGUUACUACGCAAAGCUCCUCCACCUUGUCCCGUCCAUCCAUACAAAGCAUGGUCAGGAGCAUUGUAAACCGCAUACCAAGUUUAGAUGAAACUGCUAGCACCACUGUUAACCCUGCGGUUACUACGCAAAGCUCCUCCACCUUGUCCCCUCCAUCCAUACAAAGCAUGUUCAGCAGCAUUGCAAACCGCACAACAAGUUUAGCUGAAACUCUGAGCACCACUGCUAACCCUGCGGUUACUACGCAAAGCUCGUCCACCUCGUCCCGUUCAUCCAUACGAAGCAUGGUCAGGAGCAUUGCAAACCGCACACCAAAUUUAUCAGGAACUACUAGCACCACUGCUAACCCUGCAGUUACUACGCAAAGCUCGUCCACCUCGUACCCUCCAUCCAUACAAAGCAUGGUCAGCAGCAUUGCAAGCCGCAUACCAAGUUUAGCAGGAACUGCCAGCACCAUUGCCAACCCUGCCGUUACUACCGAAAGCUCCCCCAGCCUCGCUGUUAGCGCCUGGAUGAGCCCGCAGACACGGCCUCCUGAACCCCUCACUCCUUUGAUAAGGGGUGACUCACACACUGAUGUGCUUGUUGUGGCCCCAUCAUCACAACCAGAGGGAGAUGCUGGGCCCGCUGGACAAGAAAAAGGGAAAGAAGGCCUCUACCUUAAUAUGUUGGACGGCUCGGAUGAUGACGUUGACUCCGAUUCGUCAAAUGAGGAGGAACCUUUGGAAGUUUCAUCUGGACCUAACGGACAAAUGACAGUUGACCUUGCACACAACCGGCUCAACAACAACAAUGUCAUUUCCAACCUUUCAGCAAGUGUUAUACCCCCUCAGCCAGUCCCACCUGCUGUCCAAUCACCAAAAAUGGCAAAAUAUUACAAACAAAAGAUUCCAAGCCUUGCAACGAUUCGAGUGUCCAGAACGAAAGGGCAAGGCCCACACUCCAUUCCACAAAGUGGUGUGGCCCGAGCAAGCUGGCUGGAGACAUGGAAAGGCUUCAGACAUUAUGUAUUUUGGGGGACAUUUGAUGGACAGUUGAUGUCACUGCAGAAAAAACGAAAAGACUAUUUCAGCGAGAUCCUCUUCCACGUGUCCAGUAUCACUAACAUAAAGAAACUAGACAAGAGAAGGUUCUCGGUUUACUUCAAAAAGAAACAUUAUGACUUCAUGGCUCCCAGUGAUGAUAUUCAAGAAGGUUGGGUCCAGUCUCUCUUGGCGUCUCGGGGUCAACCGAGUCCCGCUGCACCGGAACUGCAUGGGCCGAUCAACAUCAAAGAUAUAAAAAGCCGGAACUACGCUGCCGUCUGCGGUCAUGACUUCUGGGUUUACCCCGACAAAGAUCGUUUCCAGCUAGGCCUGGCUUCCUACAGCAUUCCUCUGAACUUGGCAUCAGUCACGGCGACCGGAAAACACUCAUUUUCAAUGACCACGCCCUUCAAGACCAUACACAUGUCUGUUGAUUCAUCAAAGGAUCUUAAGGUCUGGUUAGACGGCUUGUCCUCAUCAAUCAGCAGUGCUCUGUCCAGCAGCCAGGUGGCGACGCGUCUAUGGAAAAAUCCCUCCAAUCAACAGUGCGCAGAUUGCAGCGCCGCCAAUCCUGAGUGGGCGUCGAUCAACCUGUUGCUUGUCAUCUGUGACAAAUGUGCAGGUCACCAUCGAAGUCUCAGCAGCACUCUCUCCAAUGUCCGGAGCCUAAAGAUGGACAACAAGGUUUGGACUGAACCACUCGUACAGCUGUUCGUUACAUAUGGCAACAGGCUGGCCAAUCAGGUGUGGGCGCCGCUGGUGCCCCUUUUCGAGCAGUUAAGACCAGAGUCUUCAGAUGAGCAGAGAUCCAACUUCAUCCAAGACAAAUACCGCAAGGGGCGGUACCGAAGAGUACAUGCGCUGGCGUCCUCUUCUGAUCUGAUGCAGCAGAGGAUGCGAGAGGUUGUCUGUGGCAGCGAUGUCGAAGAAACCAUGGCUCUUAUCUGCUCCGGGGCAAAGGUGUGUCAAUCAGAUCCUCAGAGCCCCUCCCCCAUCCAGCUGGCUGAGAGAGCCGGGCAAGCUCUGCAGGCAGAGAUACUUAAACUCAACGAGUAUACAGAGGUUCCACCUUGCCUUCCCAAGAUAGGGUACAGGCGAGCUGACCCCGUCCUCUCAGGUGAGGAAGAGGAGGAGCUCCAUGGCAAAUUGGAAGACGAUCGUUUCCUCUUUUCUUUGGAAAAUGACUCUGCGGCAUGUGACGUCCUCGACUUGCGAGAUGUUCUAUCGCUUUUCCGAAAAGACGGGCCAACCUUUCAGUUCGAGUUGGUCACUUUAGACAGUCGGCUCGUUUGUGUGGCUGAAAGCGAGGACGAGCUCUUGACGCACCUGGUCCACAUCCUUAAGGUAAUUCUGCCAGGGGGCGUGUCUUACGCAGAGGUGUGCGGGGCCUUAGCGGUUAGUAAAGUGUGUGUUGUUGAAGAGGGGUUAGCCACCAAUAAUCCCGAUGCUUGGUUGUUGCUUUGGGAUGGAGGCGUGAGCGUUCACCGUGAUCACAGACACUCAAAGCCGCCUCUCAUAAUGGAACUGAGCACGCUCAGUCACCACGAGGUUGAGCCAUCUGAAGACGCCAUCUCCAUGGUAUCCGGAGACAGGGGCGUUUCUCUGCACUUUGACGAGCACUACAGCUGCCAUAGCUGGUACCACCUCCUCCAGGAUGCUCUGGCCAAUCAGAACACUUCAAAACCUCCGGCCGCCAAUCAAUCUCUGUACCCAAUAGCAGACAUCGAAGUGAUGAGCUCGGUGCCGCUGGGCAUAGAACGCUGCAUCAAACACAUCCAAGACUACGGUCUGAAGGUGGAGGGCGUGUACCGCCGCUGUGGACGGGCCUCCAAGGUGUCACAACUGGUGGAGGCCUUGGUGAAAUCUCCGAGCUCCGCCUCUCUGGAGUCAGAUGAACAAGGUGUUUUGGACGUAGCCUCUGCCCUCAAACGAUACAUUCGCCAGCGGGAAGCGCUCUUCCCAGAGAAGGAAAAGAAGGACUGGAGACAGGCUGCAGUGAUUUCAGAUGAAGAGAAGAGGUGGUCAGCCUACCGCCAGUUGCUACAGCAACUCCCUGGUCAGCAGCGUGCGACGCUGGACGCCUUGUUUGGACAUUUUUACAUGGUUCAGACAUACUCCCAAGUCAACAAGAUGUCCGCCCAAAACCUGGCCCUGGUUCUGGUUCCCUCACUCUUCAACAGUUUGAGCGCCGAUCUGCUCAACAUGACCCGCGAGUUCAUCAUCCACCACGAGACGCUUUUUCCGACUCACAAACAGCAUCGCAGGUGAGGAAGAGCAGCAGAUCACAGUCCUCCGAAGAAGUUUGGGACGACAUGAAUACUGAUGAUCAAUUGUCUAAAGAGUUGGAAGACAUCAGCACCUUUUCCACCAAAACACCAAGAAGUUUAAAAAAAAAUUGUUUUAUAUAAUAAAUGAAAUAUGGAGAAUAGUAUAUCUCUACUAGGGUUGUACGGUUUACCGGUACAAAUAAAGUACCGCGAUACUAAUGAGUUAAAAACGGACUAUA